Messenger RNA from Rattus norvegicus (Norway rat), 3438 nucleotides. The record is from RefSeq and is a predicted model, not a curated record. Lineage: Eukaryota; Metazoa; Chordata; Mammalia; Rodentia; Muridae.
AUAGCAUCUCUAUCUGCAAGGCAGUGCUCUGAGCUGGUCAAGGUUGGAGACCACUUUAUAGCUCCAACCCAAACCCCUUAAAUGCUUGUCUCAGAGUUCUGCCCUUGCUCCUGGGUCGGCCUUUCUUGUUUUCUGCAUAGAAUUUUCUCCCCCACCAACCUUUCUCUCCUUGGCCAUCAGAAUGAUUUAUUUUCCUGCCACUGAUGCCUGCCGGCCUGGGGCAUUCUGAUCACUUGGUCCAUUUCAAAGGAAGCAAAAGCGAAUCUCCAUCCUAGUGUUUGGGGGAGAGAAGCCCUGUCCAGCACUCAGUCUGAAGUCCUGUCUCAGAACUGGAAGAAAGAAUGGAGGAGAAGUUGAAGCGAUGUAACUCCUCCUUGAGUCGCCCUCUCCCCUGCAGUGCUGUUUCCCACAACAGAACCAGGGUGCAAUUCUCCCUGGUGCCCAAGAGCAGGAAGGUGUGGGAGGCAAUUCAGGCUGCCAAGGAACAACUGACUGCCUCUGAACCAACCAGUCCCCAACCAGAGCGACAAGGACUCGAAGAAGAGUAGGAGGCUUGAAGAGGGACCGAGGAACCAGAGUCCUUUCCCUCCCUGCUGACACGUUCCAGUACUCUUCCUGGAAAUCGGAAAUACUCACCGCACCCGAGCCCUAGGGGUAUGAAACCCAGAGUGCCAGGAGCCGCAAGAGCCUGCUUGGGACGGCAUUGCUUUGGCUGGCCGCCGCCCAGGCUAUGGGGAUUUGGAUACAAGGACCUGGGGCUGCUUGGCACAUGCAUCUAUCUCUCUCCAGCCAUUCCUGAGAAGUUGAUGGCGAAGGAAGAUCGGCAGGCUUCGAGAGCCGCCUUUCGUUUUCCGCUGCCCGCAGAGCCAGAUGCAGAGCUGCCCUGGAAAAGCCGGCUAACAAUGGGCCAGGGGCGCAGGUUCCAGGCUCGACAUUAAGAGGAGGCGAGGGGCUACGAGGGAGGAGAAGGGAACAGGAUAGAGUGGGGUGGGGGAAGGAGAGAGGAAAAAAGGAAAGAGGGAGGGAGGGAGGAGAGAGAGAGAGAGAGAGAGAGAGAGAGAGAGAGAGAGAGAGAGAGAGAUGAAUAUGAAUCGGUUCUGAGAUCCAGGAACUGAUUUUGGAAAAAGUAGAGGAGGAAGAGGAAAGGUGAACCCCAAUAUUCAUAUAUUCUCUCUCUCUCUCUCUCUCUCUCUCUCUCUCUCUCUCUCUCUCUCUCUCUCUCUCCUCUGUCUUCCCCUCUGCUCCUUUCUCUUGCCUCAGCAGAACUUAUGUGGCUGGGAUGCAGGGCCCUGGGGUGUCAAAACUUUGAAGAUUAAUGGAUUACUUUGUUAAUGACUGCAGGCGUCAGGCUGAGGUGCUUAAAUGAUUUGUGAGGUGCGAGGCGUCUUCCCGACAGUCCCAAACAAUGCACGCGGAGUGUGCGGGGGAGGCAGAGGGCAGCCACUGGCGGGACCGGCAUCAGGGCUCAUAGGCACACACACUCACACACACUCCAGGGAGCACACUAGAUCCUUGCAGAUCAGUAGGCAAACCGGCACUCUCGUCCCCCACGCACUCCAGGGCACUCCCAUCCACACCCACAUAUAUGUAUUUUUGCCCUGAAAAAAAGUGUAAAUAAAGCCUCGAUGGCCCCCAAUGAGGCGUUCCUUUCUGACUUUUUUGGAUCAAUCAAACAGACAGUGGCUUCUUUUGAUUAAAGCCCAAAUUGUCAUUGGGCAGAAGCAAUCAUGUGACAGCCAAUUCGGUCCAAUUUCAACCUUGUCUCCAUGAAUUCAAUAGUUUAAUAGUAGCGCGGUCCCCAUACGGCUGUAAUCAGUGAAUUAGAAAAAAAACACCCCAGCAGCGAUCUUCUAUGAUAGAUUUUUUUUUCCUUCGCUCUCGCCUUUUUCCUGGGCCUUGCCCCCCCAAAGCCCCUCCAAAAGAGGGAACUUUUCCUCCGAGGGGGCUCCAAGGAGAAGGCCAUGAAUUACGAAUUUGAGCGAGAGAUUGGUUUUAUCAAUAGCCAGCCGUCGCUCGCUGAGUGCCUGACAUCUUUUCCCCCUGUCGCUGAUACAUUUCAAAGUUCAUCAAUCAAGACCUCGACGCUUUCACACUCGACACUGAUUCCUCCUCCUUUUGAGCAGACCAUUCCCAGCCUGAACCCGGGCAGUCACCCUCGCCAAAGCGCUGGCGCUGGCGGCCGCCCCAAGUCGAGCCCCGCGGGCAGUCGCGGCAGCCCGGUGCCCGCCCGCGCCCUGCAGCCGCCUGAGUACCCCUGGAUGAAGGAGAAGAAGGCGGCCAAGAAAACCGCGCUGCCGCCCGCCGCCGCCUCCACGGGCCCUGCCUGCCUCGGCCACAAAGAAUCCCUGGAAAUAGCCGAUGGCAGCGGUGGGGGAUCCAGGCGUCUGAGAACUGCUUACACCAACACUCAGCUUUUGGAACUGGAAAAGGAAUUUCAUUUCAACAAGUACCUCUGCAGACCCCGGAGGGUGGAAAUCGCCGCGCUGCUGGAUUUGACCGAGAGACAAGUGAAAGUGUGGUUUCAGAACCGGAGGAUGAAGCAUAAGAGGCAAACCCAGUGCAAGGAGAACCAAAACAGCGAAGGGAAAUUUAAAAACCUGGAGGAUUCGGACAAAGUGGAGGAAGACGAGGAAGAGAAGUCACUCUUUGAGCAAGCCCUCAGUGUCUCCGGGGCCCUUCUGGAGAGGGAAGGUUACACUUUUCAGCAAAACGCGCUCUCUCAACAGCAGGCUCCCAAUGGACACAAUGGCGACUCCCAAACUUUCCCAGUUUCGCCUUUAACCAGCAAUGAGAAAAAUUUGAAACAUUUUCAGCACCAGUCACCCACUGUUCCUAACUGCUUGUCAACAAUGGGCCAGAACUGUGGAGCUGGCCUAAACAAUGACAGUCCCGAGGCCCUCGAGGUCCCCUCUUUGCAGGACUUUAAUGUUUUCUCCACAGAUUCCUGCCUGCAGCUUUCAGACGCACUGUCGCCCAGUUUGCCAGGCUCCCUGGACAGUCCUGUAGAUAUUUCAGCUGACAGCUUUGACUUUUUUACAGACACACUCACCACAAUCGACCUACAGCAUCUGAAUUACUAAGAACAUUAAAGCAAAAGAAAGCUUCACAAAACAAAACGCCUUUGGCCAGGUGGCUUUGCCUUCUUUUAUUCCGGGAGUUGAUUUUCGUUCUAUUCUCUUCUCGAUCUACCCCUGUUCUCUUAAAUGUUCAGGACUUUCUGUUUUACACCCAGUUUGAAAGCCAUCUCUUCCAAAUGAUGUUGGCGUUCUAAGUGUUUUACACCGAACCCAACAAGCUUCUAUGUGAUUUUCCUGAAAACAAAACACGAGGCCUGCAAGAAAGUGACCAUAAGUUGUCUUGUCACUUUCUUUUUAUUUUUGUACCACAUUAGGAUGCAUUGUCAUGCGUAUUUUUGGUAGAAUAAACUCUCCUCUGCUA